AUGAGUCACCCUAAGCUUGUUUGCUUCCGCUCGAGUUCAUUUCUUUUCCCACUCAUAGCACGACACCGCAUACACCUGCGCCACCGCACGCGCACCACCCACCACCUUCCACCACCUUCCGCUGUUGCGGCAGUCAACUCGCCGCGCGAAGCACAGCCGGCUGUCAGCCAGUAUGGCGCCCGGCAUGCGCGUAAAGCAUGCCAACACUUCAUCAAAGGGAAAUGCUAUAGAGGCCAGGCCUGUACCUUUUCUCACGAUCGCGAAGAUAUUGACCAUCUCAAAAUCGCGAACGGCGCGACAGGCGUAGGAGACAACACACCAGACACCUCAGAAGCACGAUUGAGGGACUUUCGCUGGCAAAUUCCUAGACAGACCACUGCUUUCCGCUCGCUAGGUCCUGCACUCGGCAAAUUCUUUCAGCAGGCGCUUGAGCUUGCCUCUGGCGAAGUGGGAGCCAUGCAAGAGAUGGUCACACUUCUCACCAGCCCCGGCGGAAUGUUACGCAUCGAUGAGCUCCUCCAGCAGCCUUUCGACUCUUUCACCCCGGGUCAGCUCACGCGUGUCCUGAAAGCCCAGCUCAUGCCUUUCUUCAAGAUCUUCACUCAUCCCAAUGUCACCUCCUCUGUUCUACUGAGGGCCAAGGUCACCACUGUCUACAACAUCAUCUACACGGGCGAUGGCAGUGACCAUCGCGUCAUUGUGCUCUUCGCCACGCUUGCGGCGCAUUUGUCCAACUCUGGUAGUUUGGACGCCAGCUCUAGCGAAAGAGAAGUUGAUGAGGGCAUGUUUGAAGCCUUCGAACUCACUCUUGCGGUCCUCUCAAAGCUAGUCGAGGUCAACACGCUCGCUCAUGCCAAUCCCGGUUUGGUUCCCAUCGUAGAGACCUUUGCUGCGAUUUUGGACGGUCUUCCAGAAAACACUACCUUCGCUAUGCACAAAGUAAGAAAGGAUCUCGACAGGUUACAGCAGCGACUCGGUAUCGGUCAAGCACUGCCGGAUCGCCAAGACACUCAACGGCCUACUGGCGCCCGUGCGACUUUCCAGCUUGCACGGGAGCUGCCUGGUGAGCUUUCAGAAGAAGGUCGCAGACAUGACAAUGACUAUGUGAAUAUUGACCAAAUCUCCAUUCUGCCCACCUUGGAAGAAAUCCAGAACGCCCGUAACGAAUAUCUUCCUAUUGCAGAUCCGCGGGAAUGGCACUUUGGUGGCAUCCUGGGUCUGGUGGAUCGUCACUUCCGCCUGUUGCGGGAAGACACCGUCGGCCAGCUUCGAGAUGCUGCGAAGCUCGAACUCGAGAGGCUCCAGCAUCCUGAACGUCAGUUCGGCUCCAGUGAACCCAGGCGUCCGGGUGCACGUACCUAUGUGUACGAGAACGUGUACAUCGUUUCCAUCGCCUUUGAAGAGCAGCACGGCAUUCAGAUUGCAAUGCGCUUUGCACGCCCCGAAGCCAACAACCAACAGUCCAAAGACGCCCGAAAAGAGUGGUGGGAAUCCUCCAAGAGACUGGGCCCAGAAGCCCUCAUCUGUCUUCUCAGCUCAGAGGGCUCCGCGACCUUUUUUGUCGUUGCUCCACAAGGGCCGAAGCCCACCAAGCUACAGAAAGAAUUCGAUCUGGCAUCCGACUUCGAACAUGCCUAUAUCGUGGUCAGACCCGUUAAGCAGUCCGAUACGCAUAGCGUCUUGUCGGAAGCCCUCGGGAAUACAGCAUUUGCUCAGCUGUCAAUCGUCGAAUUUCCCGGGGUGCUUUUGCCUUCUUUUGAGCCCACUUUGCAAGCCAUGCAACGCAUCAGUAAGAGCCUGGAUAUGCCGUUCUCGUACAUCCUGGCUCCAACCUCGACGCCACAGAAUCCAGAUCGGGAGGUGGAAGUGCAGCCUCCUACAUAUGCUACUCAGCCCGGCUUCAAGUAUGAUCUCUCGAGUAUUACUUCUGACAACCAGGCGUUGUACUUCUCGCUUGAUGACAACAUCGUGGUUACGGCGGCCCAGCUGGCUCAAAAGUCCACUCUCGACCCAGGUCAGGCCCUCGCAGUGAUCUCCGCUCUUGCACGCUCUUUGGCUGCUAUUCAGGGGCCGCCAGGGACAGGGAAAUCUUACUGUGGAACGCAGUUAAUUCGAAUCUUGCUGGCCAACAAGGAAAAGACUUGCAUCGGUCCGAUCCUCAUCUGCACGCAGACCAAUCAUGCACUGGAUGCCAUUCUCGAGCGCUUGGUCGAUGACGGAGUAUCGGAGAUUGUGCGCAUCGGUGGCCGCUCCAAGUCGGAGAGACUACAAGACGUGAAUCUCAAGGUACUCUCCCAGCGUCUCGUUCAGACUAAGACAGAAAAGUCUCAAUAUCGGGAGCUGAGCCAAAAGGUGAAGGAGGAGUCAGCAGAGAUCAGCAAGCUGCUCGAGACAUUCCGUUCCGUUGGGAGCCAAGAGGCUGUGGAACUCCACCUUCUCCACAACCACCAGACUCACUAUCAGCGAUUGUUUGGCAACAUCGAUGAAGAUGGCUUCUCUCUAGUGAGGCACCAACGAAGUGAAAUCCUCGAUGUCUGGCUCAAGGCUGGUCUCCAUAGUCCGUGGCGCCCACGUUCGAUCACAGAGCUGCGCGAUGUCCAUCUCAACCUGAUGAGUGUUGCCGAACGCAGGACGAUGUUCAAUUCAUGGGUCGUCGAGAUGAAAGAUGAACUCCAUGAGAAGCUUCGUCAUGCCUUUUCGGCGUGUGACGAGUCCAAAGAGAAGCUCAAUUUAAUCAGGACAGAGCUGAAGCUUCGUGUCCUGCGUCAAGCAAAUAUCAUCGGCAUUACGACUAGUGGUCUAGCUCGUAAUCUCGAGCUACUCCAAGGAGUCGACCCGAAAGUGUUAGUUUGUGAGGAGGCUGGCGAAGUCCUUGAAGCUCACAUGCUGACCGCCAUAUUACCGUCGAUCGAGCAUUGCAUACUCAUCGGCGACCACCAGCAACUUCGCCCACAAGUACAAAAUUUCGACUUGUCAAUAGAGAGCCACAAUGGUGGCCAGUAUGCACUCGACGUCUCGCUUUUUGAGCGACUAGUCCAACCGCAAGAUCUGCUGGCCCAACCACUACCAUUUUGCACUUUGGAGGUGCAGCGACGCAUGCACCCGUCAGUCUCGCAACUCGUCCGCCAGACACAAUACCCAAACUUGCAAGACGAUCCAUCGGUCUCCUCAUAUCCUGGGGUUGUCGGUAUGCGCCAUCGAUUAUUUUGGAUGCGCCACGAGCAGCUUGAGGACAACACCUCCAAUGGGCAGUCAACUUCGCGGACCAACGCGUAUGAAGUAGAAAUGAUUGCGGCUCUCGUCAAACAUCUGGCCCAGCAAGGUACUUACCAUACAGAUGAUAUCGCCGUCAUCACGCCCUACCUCGGCCAAUUAAGGAAAUUCAGAAUGAAGUUCGGCACAACAUACACCCUCAUGCUGAAUGACAAAGACAUUGAUGAGCUUGAGAAAGAAGGUGCGGAUUCUGAAGAGGCCUCCCUUGCACCAUCAGCUCUGGCUCCAAACACUGCAGCCAAAGGAUCUCUGAAUCAAGCCCUUCGCCUCGCCACGAUCGACAACUUUCAAGGUGAAGAGGCCAAGGUCGUCAUCGUAUCACUUGUGCGGAGCAACGCUGAAAACCGUCCCGGCUUCCUGAAGACGCCCAACAGGAUCAACGUACUGCUUUCUCGGGCGCAACAUGGGAUGUACAUCAUCGGCAACGCCGAAACUAUGGAAAGCGUUCCCAUGUGGCACGAUGUCAUUGAAAUUUUUCGCAGCGAGGGCAAUAUAGGCGAAGCUUUGGAACUCUGCUGUCCUAGGCAUCAAGACACACCAAUGCUCGUUCAAAACCCCGCCGAUUUUGCGCGUCUGUCGCCUGAAGCAGGAUGCAAUCUCCUUUGCGAGAAACAGCUGGAUUGUGGGCACGCAUGCGUUGCGAAAUGCCACUCCGACAUGCUCCAUCAAGCCGUCUACUGCAUGAAACCUUGCACGAGGCUCAAGCAGGGAUGUGAGCAUCUUUGCCCAAAGCCCUGCGGUGAUACAUGUGAUCGGUACUGCAACGUUUCCAUUGGGAACAUCGAAAUAACGCUUGCUUGUGGCCAUGAGAAAACCACUUUGCCAUGCUAUCAGUAUCAGGAUCCAUCUGUGAUCACGUGCGAGGAGCUGGUGAAAAAGAAGGUCCCAGGAUGUCAUCACGAGAUCACCGUCGCUUGCUACAUCGACGUCGAUCACAAUGCGUUCCGCUGCUUCGCUACUUGCGGUGAACUCUUGGCUUGUGGACAUCUUUGCCAAAACGCUUGCCACCAGUGCGAGACUCGCAACGACGGCAAAGUCAGCAAGACCGACCAUGGAAAAUGCAAGCAGAAGUGUGAUCGUGGAUACAAUACGUGCAAUCAUCGAUGCUGUUUCCCCUGCCACGAUGGAGAGCCAUGCCCACUCUGCCUCGCGAGGUGUGAAACUCGUUGCUCUCACGCCCAGUGCGGUAAAUUCUGCUCCGAGUUCUGCAGUCCUUGCUUGGAGGAACAAUGCAGCUCUGGGCUGCAAUGCCCUCACACGGAGACUUGCCCCAUGCCAUGCGCUGCUCCAUGCACUUGGAUCCCGUGCUCCAAGCGAUGCGACAAGACUCUGUCUUGCGGCUGCCGAUGCCCCUCAGUUUGCGGAGAAGACUGCCCGGACACGAAGUUCUGCCAGGAACACGGCAGUGACCACGUUAAAGAGAUGCAGGCUGACUUGCUCAUGCUCACUUCGUACAAGGACGUUGACCUUGACGAAGACCCCUGCAUCUUCACGCCGUGCGGACAUGUCUUCACCAUCGACUCCCUCGAUGGGACUAUGGGCAUGUACGAGCACUAUGAAAUCGACCCACUGACCAGAGCUUACAUCGGACUGAAGGAUUCAGCUGAGCCCUUCUCUCUCAACGAAUCGAAGCCCUGCCCAGAAUGCCGCGGCUCAUUGCGCAGUCUCGCCCGCUAUGGCCGUAUCGUUAGGCGAGCUUUGCUUGACGAGAGCGCAAAGAAGCUCACUGCUUGGUCGCAUCAGAAGCAUCAGAAACUGGCUAAUCGCUUGGCCGACAUCGAUGGUGAAUUGAAAGACUCGCUGGAAUUCCCGCGCAAGCCGUGCCAAGUCAUCGAGUUACACGGGUCUGUCACGACGCAGAUCAAGGCGGUCAAGCAGUUGAAGACGACGAAGCGCUAUCGCAAGAUACAUGCGCUUAUUGAAGAGAUCUGCCACUUUGUGAAGAAGCUGAGCAAGGAGGAGCAGCCGUACCAGCGAGUGCACGAUCUGGUCGAGAUAGCGCGUCGUCAAAGCACCUCCGACUUCAUCGCCAAGUUCCAGUUCAGCAGCGAAGAGCUCCAGAUGCGCGAGCACUUGCAGGCUGCAAACUUGCUGAUUCGCAGCUAUCUCAUUCUCUUUGGCGAUGUCAUCAGCGUCCACGACAAGACUCCCGCAGCUACACAAGGAACCCUGCAAUUGGACCUUACAGCGAUCCGGGUAAUGUGCGAGGAGUUAAUCACCAACGCGGACGAGAGCCAGAACGUUCGCCAGAGGGCGGAGGCGCAAGUUCUUUGGGCCAAAUUCGCAGCCAUUGAGUGUGGUGUCCUCGGCAACAAGGACGAGGCGGAGGAACCGGGAUGGCAGCAUCGCAUGGACACACUGAGGCUGAGCGCGACCGAACACUUGGAGGCCGCGAUGAAGACCUGCGACCAGCAGGCCGAGAAGCGCAGGGCUCAGCGAGAUCGUAUGCGACGGGAACGCCCCGACCUGAUCCGGGAAGGGCAGGCGAAUCCGAUGCACGACCUCAUCGAGGAAGCUAACGAGGUCGGUAGAAUGCUGAGGGACGGCAUAUCGAGCACGGAAAUGAGGAUGGUCGUCACAGCGAUGAGCAAGGAGUUCAGCGGUACCGGACACUGGUAUCGCUGCGUCAAUGGCCAUCCCUUCACUGUGGGUGAGUGCGGCAUGCCCAUGCAGCUCGCCCUGUGUCCAGAGUGCGGUGCCAAUGUCGGGGGCCAAAGCCAUCGCCCAACUGAGGGUGUCACGCACGCACAUGAUAUCGAGGAGGAGUUUGGAGGCUUAACGUUGUGAAGCUGAAGGUGAUUGAU
Messenger RNA from Sphaerulina musiva SO2202, 6077 nucleotides. RefSeq lists its product as uncharacterized. Gene Ontology annotation, cellular component: nucleus; nuclear RNA-directed RNA polymerase complex. Lineage: Eukaryota; Fungi; Ascomycota; Dothideomycetes; Mycosphaerellales; Mycosphaerellaceae. Gene Ontology annotation, molecular function: zinc ion binding; helicase activity. The transcript has 2 exons. The record is from RefSeq and is a predicted model, not a curated record. The coding region runs from base 1 to 6060 and encodes 2019 amino acids. Gene Ontology annotation, biological process: regulatory ncRNA-mediated heterochromatin formation.